Messenger RNA from Acaulospora colombiana, 218 nucleotides. The record is from the annotation of a GenBank genome assembly. NCBI's taxonomy places the organism in Eukaryota, Fungi, Glomeromycota, Glomeromycetes, Diversisporales, Acaulosporaceae.
AUGGUUGAUGUUCAAGAUUUAGAGAAACCUCACAAUGGAUUUGUCGAAUUUUGUUCAACAUACGACUCAAUCCUGAGGGAAAAGGAACCCAGGAUUAAUCGCCGGAUCGUUUUACAGAGAUCAGCUGAUAUGUGGAAAUCUAUCGGCGAAGAGAGUCGCAAUAGCUUUAAGGACCUGGCCGAAAAAAAGAAAAAGCUUUAUCUAAUGCACUUUCCUGA